Messenger RNA from Photinus pyralis (common eastern firefly), 1780 nucleotides. RefSeq names its product glutathione S-transferase C-terminal domain-containing protein homolog (gene Gstcd). The record is from RefSeq and is a predicted model, not a curated record. The coding region runs from base 27 to 1721 and encodes 564 amino acids. NCBI's taxonomy places the organism in Eukaryota, Metazoa, Arthropoda, Insecta, Coleoptera, Lampyridae. The transcript has a single exon.
AGACAGUUGGCAAGUAGCGUUUAGUGAUGGCUGAUAUAUACAUAGAAGCGGGUGUCAACAAGGAUUUGCUUGCUGUAACUCUAGAAAGUUUGAUUACAAUUCACGUUUAUAAACUCUGCAAUAGUAAAGAGAUUACCCUGAACGUUGUUCUCUCUGAAAAGCUCAACUGUGAUCAUAAAUGUUUGUUUCAAAUCAAUUUAAAUGAAGUUCAGUUCAAGAAAUGUGAGGAACAACCGGCGAUCGCCCGCUUUUGUAAAUGGCCUGCAGUUGUGGCAGGUACGAGUGUUACUGCUGGGUUAUCAUCCGUGUGUCGCUUAAUUAUUAAACUGAGUCGCAAUCAAAAGGCUCUACCAUUACUCGGUUUUCGGGAGGCAUGCCUAAUGGCUUGCAACGAAGUCUCCAUUUGGACAAAGUUCUGUGAAGUUGAUAUGAUCAACACAAUUAAAGAUUAUUUAACUUCCCCCGAGAAUUACAUAAAGAAUGAUUCAUUUUAUGUGCCGAUUGAUGUUUCUCGCUUUGAAAACCACAUGUCUGAGCCAGUAAAAAUUCACAACGUAUAUAAAAUGGCCAGAUUGAAGAAUAACAACAAACUUUUAAGUAGCACAGUACCCGUAGAUCAGUUGAAUAUCUCUCACAAAUUUGCAGAAGGUCCUCACAUUACACUAUCAGAUGUGCUGUUAUUCCCUUGCUUCAAAAUUUUCUUCAAAACUCUUGGUAACUCUUUCGAAUCGCUACCCUUAACUUCAGCGUGGUAUCAAAGUGUAGCGGACGAACUGAAGGAGUUUCAAAUAGACUUUAGUUACCCUACAUUUAAAACUUCGUUACUUGACAUGAAUAUAGUACAAUUUCCCAUUGUAAAGAAAAGCUUGUACAUCUCUGAUCCCAAAAGAUACAACCCCCAAAGUCGUAUGUUCACCAAACAGUAUAAUAUUGAAAAAGUGUUGCACGAAAAUAAAGAAUUAUGUGAUGCAAUUACAAGUCGUGAAACUCCAUUUGGUGUCGACAUACCCUUUUCUUGGGAUGACCUCCCGUUAGAUGCAAGUCCAGAAAGUGGCGCCCUACCUGAAUCUAGAGCGGUGCGAAAGUGCCAGCAGCUGGAAAACUUGGCAAAGGCCACUGUGAAGGUAACUUCACUAAAAAAAAUUGAGACAAUUGUCGAUUUUUGUAGUGGUAGUGGACAUUUGGGUAUAUUAGUAGCUACUCUUCUUCCAAAUUGCCAUGUCAUAUUAGUUGAAAAUAAAGAAAGGUCCCUGAAGCGAGCACAGGAACGAAUCUCAAAGAUGAACUUGAGUAAUGUCAGUGUGGUGCAAAGUAAUUUAGAUUAUUUCAAUGCACGGUUUGAUUUGGGCUUGGCCUUACAUGCUUGUGGAGUUGCCACAGAUCUUGUAAUACAAGCGUGCAUCAGAAAUAAAGCGGACUUUGUUUGUUGUCCCUGUUGUUACGGUGGAAUUCAUAAUUGUCAUCAUUUAUCCUAUCCGAGAAGUGAAAGGUUUCGCAGCUCUUUAGAGUAUAAGGAUUAUUUAAUUAUUAGUCAUUCAGCGGAUCAGACUCACGAAGAGGAAAAUGUGAAAACUGCUCAAGGAUAUUUAUGCAUGAAUUUAAUUGAUACCGAUCGAAGUUUAUAUGCAAAUGAGUGUGGUUACAAAAUGCAUUUAAGCAAACUUUUUCCGUCUUCUUGUACACCAAAAAAUAACCUUUUAGUGGGAUUGUAUAAUUUGUAAUUUGGUAAUUUUUUUAUGUAAUUUUAAUUGUUACUUAAUAAAGUGACAUUUUCCAAUGA